CAAGAAGCAGAAGAACUACAACACAAUUUGCGCAUGCGCGGGUCCUCCAAAACACCGAAAUUACCGCAGGAGGAUAUUGAAGGAAAACAAUGCAAUAUCUUGUGUCUUCAGUGUGACCUCAGUGUGACAGCUAGGUGUGUGUUCAGUGGAGGGACAGGGUCAACAUGUCAGCCUCAGACGGGACCUCAGACUGUCCUCAGGACAUGGAGGGGAUCUGUGUGAUGCCGGAUCUCAGUGCCAUCAAGACGGAGCCGUCGGUGGGGGGCAGUCCGGAGAACACAAACACCCAAAAUGUGGCCAUGGGCAUCAAGUUCAUCCUGCCAAACCGCUUUGACAUGAAUGUGUGUUCAAGGUUUGUGAAAUCUCUGAACGAGGAGGACAGCAAGAACAUCCAGGACCAGGUCAACUCUGAUCUGGAGGUGGCUUCUGUUUUAUUCAAAGCUGAGUGCAAUAUCCAGACCUCGCCCUCCCCGGGUAUCCAAGUGCGUCAUGUUUACACGCCCUCCACCACCAAGCAUUUCUCCCCCAUCAAACAGUCGACCACGCUCACCAACAAACAUCGUGGCAAUGAGGUCUCCUCGACACCUCUGUUGGUGCAUUCUCUGUCCAUUCAUCAGCUCGCAGCCCAGGGGGAAAUGGUGUUCCUGGCCAGCAGGAUUGAACAAGAGACUGUGAUCAACCUGCAAGACGAGGAAGGCUUCACCCCUCUGAUGUGGGCCGCUGCACACGGACAGAUCGCUGUGGUCGAGUUUCUGCUUCAGAAUGGUGCUGACCCCAACCUCCUGGCCAAAGGGAGGGAGAGCGCUCUGUCUCUGGCCUGCAGUAAAGGAUACACAGAUAUAGUGAAGAUGCUCAUUGACUGUGGUGUCGAUGUAAAUGAAUAUGACUGGAAUGGAGGAGCCCCUCUGCUGUACGCUGUCCAUGGGAAUCAUGUGCGCUGUGUCGAGAUCUUGUUAGAGAGCGGAGCUGAUCCUACCAUCGAGUCGGACUCUGGCUUCAAUGCGAUGGACAUGGCCGUUGCUAUGGGACACCGGAACGUCCAACAGGUGAUGGAGGCUCACUUACUGAAGCUACUGAUGGGAAUCAGAGAAUAAACUGUGACACCAGAAGGGACGCCACGCCCGGGCUCUGGACAAUCAUGUAGCGCGCUCUGACUGUUGGACAACAGAAAUAUUACACUCCAUUAAGUAAUAGUUCUAGUGCAUCAUCAUCAUCAUCAUCAUCAUCAUCAUCGUGUUGUAAUGAUGUCUGUGAUGGUUUUGAUGUGUGAGUUCAGCAUUUCAAUUUAAACCCUCUUUCAUGCAAUUUUCACUGAAAAUGUGCACUGACAAAAAUGCAGCGCAGGGUCGAGGGAUUCUCUUUCACUGAGCGUGGAGGUUUUUAGAGUCUGUGUCCAUUCAAGGCUUCUUUUUUAUUUUAUUUGCGGUUUGCUGUGCCUGUUUUCCAAAACUGCCCUGAGCACAAAAAAAGACCCUCGGUAUCUUGGUAUCAUCUCUAGCUGUUCUUCAUCGCUGCAACUUUUGAAAAACUGCUUUGUUGUCGGUCACUUCUCCCUCACCGACCAAUCAGCGUCAAG
Messenger RNA from Labrus mixtus (cuckoo wrasse), 1576 nucleotides. It is a transcript of the gene ankra2, whose product is annotated as ankyrin repeat, family A (RFXANK-like), 2. Gene Ontology annotation, molecular function: protein binding. The transcript has 9 exons. Gene Ontology annotation, cellular component: nucleus. The record is from RefSeq and is a predicted model, not a curated record. Gene Ontology annotation, biological process: regulation of gene expression. NCBI's taxonomy places the organism in Eukaryota, Metazoa, Chordata, Actinopteri, Labriformes, Labridae. The coding region runs from base 165 to 1094 and encodes 309 amino acids.